Molecule: messenger RNA, 9423 nt
Organism: Thunnus maccoyii (southern bluefin tuna)
Lineage: Eukaryota; Metazoa; Chordata; Actinopteri; Scombriformes; Scombridae
Product: adenylate cyclase type 9-like
Exons: 10
Coding region: 1783-6156 (1457 amino acids)
Biological process (GO): cyclic nucleotide biosynthetic process; intracellular signal transduction; adenylate cyclase-activating G protein-coupled receptor signaling pathway
Molecular function (GO): adenylate cyclase activity
Source: RefSeq, a predicted model, not a curated record
ACAUACACACACACCUCUCGCGGCUGGACGGCUGUCAGCGCACAGAAGAUGGUGGCGGCUGCGGCCACUGCGUUACCCACCGCGCCUGGAUAGCGCACACCACAUUUCACGCAGGUGUCGACGCUGCUGCGGCGCACAGAUACUGGUCAGAUAAAGGACAUAAGACAAUCUUAUCUCACUGUGGACGAUGCAGGGAAUUGAAAGGCUGGACAAUGCAGCAGCCCUAAUCCAUCAUAUCUGUCUUGGAUUAAAGGAUAAUUAUUAGGAGAUAUGAAAAUAUUCUCUUGUGCACCCCAUGCAAUUCAAUUAAAGUGACUGGAUCAAGGCAGCACUCUGGUUUGACCUGUGGGACUGUGGCGUGGGGGGCGUGGAGCGGAGGUGGAGACCUUUUAAUUAGCCCGACUCUCUCCGGGCUUUCGUCGUCUGCCAUUUAACUGGGGGGGCACCAAGCUGCCAUGGGCAAACUUUACUUCAGGGAAAAGGAUGGACUGGACGAUACUUCAUGUAGCCUAGUCGGUGCAAGUCUGCAUUGUUCAUCUCAGCUGGCCGGUUGACACAGAAUAUACAGCCAGGAACCGGCAUGGUCAGGAUAUCUGGACAAUCUGGAUAUUUCCUUAGGGCGCAUUGUGACGAUGAGUUGGCGACAUUUGGUGUGUCUGUGGAUACCAAAGCACCACCAAUGCAACGCUAAACCAAGACUGGUUGGUGCAUAGCCACGGGGCAGAGUGUUUACACACGAGUCACUGACAGCUCAUAAUAAAACCGAACAGUUUUUUUCCUGGGAUUUCUGCACAUCGCGUCUCAUGCAUUUGUCUCCUGCUGACCUCCGUGCACAAAAACCCCUCUGCGUUUUUGGAGACGCAGCAGCGGUGAAGACCCCGGAGCGAGAAGUCAGGAAAGGACGGGGCUCUGUCCACGGAAAUAGUCGCGAUUAGGCCCCACAGCAAGGAGCAUGUGGGUAUAAACACAAGCUUAGGUGGCAGUUUUUGCGCGCAUGUUUCCGUUACCUGGAAGUGAUCAGCGCCCCAAAGUUGAAAGCCGAUCUCUUCCCUCAUCACGGCAAACAGCAGAUCCAUGUGUCGAGUCUUUUUUAAAAGAUGUAAAAACAAACACUAGAGAGAAUUAGUUUUAGAUUAAGUUUUGCUCAGAACAAAAACGUCAGGAGGUAUUACUGUGUAUUUCCAGUGAAAGUGAAAAACUGAAUCGAUAAGCAUGACUGGACAUGCACCAGUAAUGAAAGACUGCAGCAAGCUCUCCAAAAAACAACACCAUCAUUUAACUGGAUUUGAUAUUUCAGUAACUUCCCAGGAACUUCCUUAAAUCAUCUUCUUUACUUACUUGGUUUUUCUCUCUCAACUUUUCCCUUUACAGACAGUAUUUUGUAAUUCUUUUCCCCUACAUAUGUUUCCAAUGAGUGAAACAGUGAGUAGGCAGCUGAGUGGACUUGGAGUGCAACCUAGCAGGCAGAGAGUGAACCGUGGAGUGCGUCAAAACAGACGGGAACAUGGAGGAAUGCAGGGAUUGACGUCAAGAGGGGCAAUAAUGAACUACUCAAAAUCUUUGGAAGGUCUGCUAGUGUUUCUACAGCCACUACACUGCUAACUGAGUGCAAUUUUCCUGGAAGAGGUUUUGAUUAUGCUCUGUGUUUUCACUUUUAAGACUUUUUAAGAUUUGGUUGUUAUACUGUGGCUCCAUACUUUGCCUUACUACUUUACCUAUCUUCUCUACCUUGAACUGUCCCCUCUGCAUCGUCUGUGAUUUUGGAAAGAUUAAAAAAGCAACAUGGCAUCCCCCCAACAUCAACAACUGCUGCCUCACAACACAGAAGUGAGCUGUGACUCAAGUGGAGAUGGGGGCGUCUCAGUGAGGAUUGGCAGUAGUGUCAAACACAAGCACGGAGGCGGGCCGCUUGGUUCAAUCGGGGGAGGCUUCAUCGGAGGAUCCAAGCAUUGCAAGUACAGUAUCUCCUCCAGCUGUAGCUCUGGAGAGUCUGGAGUGAGGAGGCCGGUGGUCAAGAGCUUUCGCACACAGAAGAAGAUGCCUCAGCUUUUUGAGAGGUCUGCAGGUCAUUUCUGGGACCCAAAGUUUGACUCUUCCAUCCUGGAGGAGGCCUGUAGAGAACGGUGCUUCCCUCAGACCCAGCGGCGGUUCCGUUAUGUGCUCUUUUACCUGGCUGCUGCUGGCCUCCUCUGGGGAUUGUACUUUGCUGCCAACCCUUCCCGCUGUGACAGGACAGCUUUUCUCAUUCCAACUGCAUCCUUUCUCCUUUUCUGCCUCCUCCUUUUCCUCUUAACUUUCACAAAGCUCUACUCUCGCUGUUACAACCAAGCAUCUCUGUUGCUUAUUAUUGUAACCUUCAUCCUGACCCUGGCCCCCCAGAUCCAGACAUCAGGCUUCAGAGAUCCGGAGACUCCUACACCAGCAUUUGAUGUGGAAGAGUUCAGUGGCAUGGAGCCCACAUACAACAUGUCCUAUGACAAGCUUGUGGGAGGUAGCACCUGGUCCCCUUGUCUCUCUCCUGUUGGCACUUUCUCACUUUGUAUUGAGGUUCUUCUGUUGCUUUACAGUGUUCUUCAUGUUCGUCUCUAUGCUUCUGUCCUACUCGGGUUUCUCUACUCUGUAUUUUUUGAGAGCUUGGGCUGGUGGCAUCUAACCCAGGUGGGGGGCAAUUGGAGCAUAGCCUCUGAAACAGACUGGAAUACACUAAGCUGGUUGGGUCCAGCCAAAGCCCUGCUCCACCUCUGUGCCCACGCCAUUGGCAUUCACCUGUUCAUCAUGUCUGAGGUGCGGUCACGCAGCACCUUCCUUAAGGUGGGGCAAGCUAUCAUGCAUGGUAAAGACCUGGAGGUGGAGAAGGCCUUAAAGGAGCGAAUGAUCCACUCUGUCAUGCCCAGGAUCGUGGCUGAUGAACUGAUGAAGCAGGGCGAUGAGGAGAUAGGUGACAAUUCUGUGAAGCGAUACUCCACUAGUGGUGCAGCAGCUGCUAUCUCCAGCCCUAAGAACAAUAAACGCAAGAAAACCUCCAUCCCCCGAGGUCAGAUCAUCUUCAGACCUUUCAACAUGAAGCGGAUGGAGCCCGUCAGCAUCCUCUUUGCAGACAUUGUGGGCUUCACAAAGAUGUCUGCCAACAAAUCUGCUCAUGCCCUAGUUGGCCUUCUAAAUGACUUGUUUGGACGUUUUGAUCGGCUUUGCGAGCUCACCGGCUGUGAAAAAAUCAGCACUCUAGGAGACUGUUACUACUGUGUGGCUGGUUGUCCCGAACCCAGAUCGGACCAUGCCUAUUGCUGUGUGGAGAUGGGCCUGGGCAUGAUCCAAGCUAUUGAACAAUUCUGCCAGGAAAAGAGGGAGAUGGUCAACAUGAGGGUGGGUGUCCACACUGGCACUGUACUGUGUGGUAUCCUUGGCAUGAAGCGCUUCAAGUUUGAUGUUUGGUCAAAUGAUGUCAACUUGGCCAACCUAAUGGAGCAACUAGGUGUGGCUGGGAAGGUGCAUCUAUCGCAGGCCACCGCCAACUUUCUGGAUGAUCGCUACCAGCAUGAAGAUGGACAGGUCAUUGAGAGAAUAGGACAGAGUGUGGUGGCAGACCAGCUCAAAGGCCUUAGGACCUACCUGAUCUCUGGUAGGAAAAUAGAGCCACACUCUCACUGUAGCUGCUCCCAGUUGGGGUUGGCUGGACCAGAGAAUGCAGAUCCUCGGUGCCCCACGUCCAGGGCGCACACGCCUGAUGGAGGCCCUUCAGCCGGCACCCUACCCCCUGACAAAGCCAAGUCUCCCUGUCUAUCCUGCAGUGUGGUCCUAAUACCAGGGGAGGAUCAGGUUCUGGAAGAAGGAACGGUGCACAAUGGCUGCCAUGACGACCACAAGACCAGUAGCAGCAAGGAAUCUACAAUUCUUAAGUGCUCCCCAGUGGUUUCUGCAGGACGCAGCCCAAAGGCUCUGAACGGCCUGCUCAGUCCUCGGCUGGAAGCUUUGAACAACAGCCAGACGUCACUGUGUGAGAUGCUGCAGGAGAAGGAGAAGAAGACAUGGAGUGGAGGAGCCAUGGGCAUGGACCACUCAGCGCUCAUCCCUUUACGAUCCAAGAACUUCAGGGAGAGGAGUGAUGCCCACUUUGUGGAUGUUAUCAAAGAAGACAGCCUUAUGAAGGACUAUUUCUACAGACCUCCAAUAAACAAGCUGAGCCUCACCUUCCUGGAGAGGACCCUGGAGUCUGCUUACCGGAUAAGCUUCCAGGAGGAGGUGGAGACGCAAGCAGCGGUGCAGACUGUUGCCAGUCCAACAUUCAGUUCUUUCCUGGACAUGCUGUUAUGCUGUUCAGUGUUUCUGGCUCUGUCACUGGCCUGUUUCCUUCGACCGCUAGUCACCCAGCUGACUCCAUCCACACCAGCCAUCGUUCUGACUGCUGUAGCUGCCCUGCUGGAGGCUGUGGCUCUGCUGUUUGCUAUACGGACGGCUUUCUACCUGGACAAUGCUUUUAAUUGCACCCGAAUACUGAUAAGAGCCAUCUCAGGCUGGAUACCACGUCACUUUAUAGGAGCUGUCCUGGUGUCCCUACCUGCUGUGACUGUCUUCUCCCAUGUCACCUGUGACAUGCAUCUUUCCAUCCAGUUCACCAUGUUCAUCUGCUGUGCUGUCAUCAUAGCUAUCAUUCAGUACUGUAACUCCUGCCAGCUCAGUUACUGGAUGCGCUCAACUUUAGCAACUUUGGUGGGAAUGGCACUGCUUGCCUUGCUCUUCAGCUCUCCCUGCAGUGUUGCUAAGAGUCUGUUUUUCUGGUCGGCUGGACAGAACAACAACAGCAACAGUUCCAUCUUCAUAUCUGACAGCCUAGCAGACCCUGACCCACAGCCUCACCCCCAGGACCUGCUGGGCCCUGAGGCCUGCGUGGCCUUUUUCUUGCUCCUUCUCCUGGUGUGGUUUCUUAACCGUGAAUUUGAGGUCAGUUACCGCCUGCAUUACCAUGGCAACGUGGAGGCUGAUCAACACCGCAUCAAGAUCCAGAACAUGAGGGACCAGGCCGAUUGGCUGCUUCGCAAUAUCAUCCCAAUACAUGUGGCUGAGCAACUGAAGGUCACGCAGAGUUACUCCAAGAACCACGACAAUGUGGGUGUAAUAUUUGCUAGUAUUGUUAACUUUAGUGAGUUUUAUGAAGAAAGCUAUGAGGGAGGCAAGGAGUGCUAUCGUGUCCUCAAUGAGCUAAUUGGAGAUUUUGAUGAGUUGUUACGGAAGCCAGCCUUCUCAAAUAUUGAAAAGAUCAAGACCAUUGGUGCCACAUACAUGGCAGCAGCAGGACUCAAUGCGCAGCAGUGUGCAGAUGCAGCCCAUCCUCAUGCCCACCUCCGCGCUCUUUUUGAAUUUGCUCUGGAAAUGAUGUGUGUGGUGGACGACUUCAACAAGAACAUGCUGGGCUUUGGCUUCAAGCUUCGGAUCGGAUUCAAUCACGGGCCUCUAACAGCAGGGGUGAUUGGCACCACCAAGCUUCUCUACGACAUCUGGGGUGACACAGUCAACAUCGCCAGUCGCAUGGAUACAACAGGUGUGGAGUGUCGUGUCCAGGUCAGUGAGGAGAGCUAUUGUGUGCUCAGUGGUAUGGAUUACGAGUUUGAUUACCGUGGCACAGUUAAUGUCAAAGGCAAAGGUCAGAUGAAGACCUUCCUUUACCCUAAGAGUAGUGACAGUGGCCCUGUGCCUCAGUAUCAACUCUCAGUCUCACCAGAGAUCCGGGCACAGGUGGAUGGUAGCAUUGGGCGCUCACCCACUGAUGAAAUCGCCAGCAUGAUGCCAACAACCAGCAUAACUGCAAGCAGUACCAAUACUAUGGUUCCCAGUGCCAGUGCUGGUUGCUCUACCAACACAGGGCUUGGCCAUGAGAGAGAAGCUGCACGGUGCGGAGAGAGGGUGGACAUACUUGAAAGACGUCCCUCUGCAGAGACUUCCCAUGCCCAGCGAUCUACAUCUCACAGUGGCCUGACAUCUAUACCUGUUACCAACAUAGAGGGGCCACCUCCUUCUGCAAAUAACAAACCACUCAUCAUCUCAUCCACAGUCCAGCAAAAUGCACCCCAAAGUUCAACAGCAAAGUCCCAGAAAGACUCCAAGAAAGACAAAUACGAGGAUGCCUAUGACAGUAACAUUGGAGAGUUAACCAGACUUUAAGAAUUUGCUACAAUGGCGCUUUUAUCACAAAUCUUCUACCCUUUAAGCUCUUGUUCCUGCCAGUUUGCAUUUGUAGAAUUGCUGUACAUUUGGUCCUACCCCAGGUAGACCCACAGGCCUCUCUUCUGCAUCAGCCAGGCAGCAGGUUGUUUUAGGUCUUAAUCUGGGGGUGCUGGGUCGACCACAAAGAUGGUGUCAGGCAGGGACACACAGAAGAAAUGGGAAGAUAUGAUGGCUGACUCUGAACCUCCUCUUGCCUGCUACAGAUCCCAUCAUGUCCCAUUAAACUACUUGAUUAUCUUUACACCUUUAAUCUUGAUUAUGCGUUUCAUAUGUCUUUUAAGUGCCUUUAGAAUAGAAUAAUGUGUAGACUAAGCCUUUUUGAGUAUAAGAGUAGAAUAACAUAAAGGGAAAACUGUACAUUUGCAAACUUUUUUGGGAAAAAUGCUUUGCUUUUGUUACAAUUUUACUUUCAAAACUGUGGUUUGCUAUGAUAUUUUUGCCUUUUAUCAACAAACAGCUCAGCAAGCUGACCUUACAUAUGGAAAGUGCUACAUUAUGAGGAGGAUGUAAGAUGCUAUUCCAAUAUAUAUAUUAGUAAAAUCUGCACUAAAAUGCAGAGCCUGAUUCCAUGUUCUUCAUGAAAACCCAAAAACUCUUUGUGAUAGGCACAGCAGAAACUAAUCAAUGCAGACUAAGGGCAGAGGAGGCUGUGCUGCGUGUUGUGUGAGUGUAAUUGCAUGUAUACAGUGUGUGAGUGUGUGUUUAUGUGUUAGCGUAAUAGCAAGAUCAUGCAGACAUUAAUGAGGAGGGGUGCCUAUGAGAUAUUAGGCUGACUUGGUGAAACAACAGGAUGACAAACAGUUUAGGAACGCAGUUGGAUGAAAAACUCUUGCUUGCUGAUGUGGCAGUUUUUUCUCUGGCCUCAGCUAAGAUCUUUGUAUUGUCUCAGUACUGAGGCAUGAUGGUCUCAGCUACACUUAUCAGCGCGCUUGCUGCGACAGCACCAUAGACGAGGCUAAACUGUUACUAGACGAUGUGCCCCCAUGAUCCAGGCUCUUGUGGGAACUCAAGCUGUGUUUAGUGUUGAUGAGUAUUUCAAUGGAUCCUACAAGGUACUUCUGUACCUGUGGAGUGUCUUUAGCUUUGACUUUAGAUCAAUUAGAGAAAACAGCUGCCUAGGUUGCUAUGGAUUACACUGUGUGCUAGUUGAUAGCUUUUAAGACAUGGAUAAUCAAAGUGGAAUGUUGCAAAAUCAUAAAUCAAAAUGUGUUUUAUUGUAUUUAUUGUAACACAAAACUUGAACUGCUCAUGUGAAGCUCCCCUCUCUUACUUCUAUGAUUUGAAAGACAUUACUGGAUCUUAACAGCUGAACAUGUUAGCUGCUUCACACUUGCAAUGGCAUAAAACUUCAGUAUAUAAGCACUGUAAAUGCAAAGGCAGUGCACCAAAUGUAGGUCAGGUGUCUGCCUAGGUGUUUUUAUGCUUUCUUUUUGACUUCCCUGAUUUCAUUCUAUUAUGUCAAUAUUAUUGAGGAAAUCAAGCUGAUUAAAUGGAUUGUGUGCUCAGAGGCAAAACAGUUUCACCAUGAAAUCCAGUUCAUUGUCUUCUUUUUCACAUUCAAAUUCCCUGAACAACAGAUUAACAACUUCAUAUUUUUAAAUCACCAUUUAUAAUCAAUACUUUUAAGUAAUAAAGCAAUCAAGACAAAUGUUACAGAAAAACAAAGAACCGAUUUGCCUUCUUUUAACCUAACAUCUAAUUUCAGCUGCACUAUUUAAUAUUGCCCUAAUAAGUAAGUUAUUUGUUUUGCUUUGUUUUCUAUGUGUGGAGUUAGGGUAGCUUGUGCCUUUUAACUUUGAACUUGAUUUCCCUGAUAAUUUUUUUCACAGUCAGCUCAAGGCUAGGCUUCAUUUCUUGAGACACUUAAUAUUUCUCAAAAGCUUAUGCCAGGCAUAAGGAGGAGAAUGUUUACUUUUGCUCUUGAAUCACGUUUAAUUUUGAUGACAUCACAAUGAGGUCAUAAAUUUAAUUAGUGCCUUUUCUUAAUAUAUAAAACUCAACGUAAUCAUACCAAACGUAUUCAACAUUAAUUGGCCUUAUUGCUGUUUUCGAAUUCCUUCUUGUUUGGCCCUCCAUUUAGUACCGUAUGUAUUGCACAGAUGGAGUUUGUUUGUUUUAAAUGCAAUAAUAAGUGUUAAACAUCUUUGGAUUUAAAGGGAAAAUGACCUUCAUUACGCUGAUGAGCACACAACCCUUGUACCAGCCCAAAUUCAUGUAUCUUAUACUACAAUAAAGGGAAGCUUAGAAUAAUCAGUGUUGCUACUAUCAAAGGUCAUGAUACUGCAUUAGCUACAUUUCUUUUGUUGGUAAUUUUGAUGAGCUCUUUUGAAUAUUGUGUUUUUAUGAACUUUGAACAUUUUUUCUGGAUUACUAUUGUAUUUGGGACAAACAGGAACAACAAAAUAGGGGUGAGAACUCACAGAUUUGAUUGCCACGUGUGUGUUUUUUUUUAUUCUUACACUGCAAACAUGAGCUUAAAUGUUGAUUUGGUUGGAUUUAUUGAGAUGUAAGUGACAUUCUGAACCAGCAGAAUGGCACACUGGGAAAAUUUAGAUGCCAAAGAGUGUCAUUGCCAUCUCCUGAUUUUUUUUUUUGUAUGUAUUGUCUUAUCUCCUUCUUAGAUUGUGAUUUUGUUGAGCACGUUCAACAUAGAUCUCACUGUUGAAACACAUUUGCACAAGGCACUCACUUUUUAUGUACAGUAUGCCUUUGUAUUGUAUAGUAUCUGAGCAUUUUCUAUUAUUUAUAUAUGCGCAUGUGCUAGAGUAUUAAAUAGUAUAAAGAACUGGGUAUUUUAACAAUGUUGGAAUAAUAUUUGUGCAUUCUGUUUGCCUGCAUGUGUGUAAAAAUGUAUGAGUGUUUGUAAAACUGUGUGGUUGUGUGUGUUUUGGAAGGGAUGCUCUAAUCUUAGGAGGAAUGCGACCUGGACAUUUUAGUCAACUUUAUACUCUUUAAAAGUAUGACAUGCUAGGACAGUGAGAACUCAAUCAACACAGGUUUCUUUUUUCUUUUUUUUUUUUUUUUAGAAAUUCAAACUGGCCAUAUAAUAAAAAUGGUGAGACACUGCUAGAUGUCUGCUGGUAGGCAGUAAUUGAGUAGCCUGCUAUAGCCUAGUUCUAAUAAAUUGUUGCUUUCUUUGGAAAUGUUUUGUAUAUAGCACGCUAAUAGGUAUGCAAAUGGAGGUCAAAACUGAAUAAAGAGUUG